AUGCCGCUGACCAUUCCUUCUAACAUGACCAUGUCCAUCGAGGCUCAUCGGAAAUGGCUGCAAGUUGUCCAGGAAACACAGUAUUUGAUAGAAAAGGACGAAGAAUUACAAAAAAAAGCCGCAGAAGGCCUACGCCUGAAGGAGCGCAGCAUCCCGCCAGAAGUGUUAGGCGGGCUGUACGCGAAGUAUUGCAGCCUUGCCAAUCGAAUGUACCAGGCUUACCUGGACAGUGUGCAAAUACAGCGCGCGCCGUACAUUGAGGACAUCGUCCGGGUCGUCAUGAGACGGUUAUAUGAGCUCCGAAACGAGCUGGUCCUCCUCAUAGUGAAUGACUACAUUUACGUGGACUCGGCUCUGACCCAGCAGCAUCUCACGCCGCAAGAUAUCGAGAAAUAA
Molecule: messenger RNA, 396 nt
Organism: Leguminivora glycinivorella
Lineage: Eukaryota; Metazoa; Arthropoda; Insecta; Lepidoptera; Tortricidae
Product: dynein regulatory complex protein 11-like
Exons: 4
Coding region: 1-396 (131 amino acids)
Source: RefSeq, a predicted model, not a curated record